AUGCACCUCUUCGGUCGGCUUUCCCGGAAAUCAUCCAACAAGCAGAUCCAUUCAUCCGUCGAGUCUCUUGGCAGCAUGGUUAACAUCCAAGAAGUUGGCCCUUUCUUUUAUCUGACAUGGGCUCGGUACCCAGAGAAGGAUUCUAAUCCUGACGAUGGACUAAAUCGUAGGGUGUAUGUUCGCCAGAACAUAGACGAAUGGAGUGGCAAGAAAUCAAACAAACGGCAGGUGGAUUUAUUCAUCAUGGCCAUGGAGAAAUUCCAGAAGUUGGAUCCCAAGGAUAAGAUUUCGUAUUUCCAGAUCGCCGGUAUUCAUGGCCAGCCGUUUGUUCGCUGGGAUGACAACAGCCGCGAGCCGAUGGAACACGGCUACUGUUUCCACGCACACAUUUUGUUCCCUAUAUGGCAUCGGCCAUAUGUGCUUCUCUUCGAGCAAGUGGUAUACGAUAUUAUGAUUCGGGAUGUGAUCCCGCAAUUUCCGAAGGAGGAAGAGGCUGGCUGGCGUGAACUCGCCGACUCCUGGCGUCUUCCGUUCUGGGACUGGGCGAAAAAUGGUCGUGUGCCAGAUUUGGCCAAAUACCCUACCAUCACGGUCCCGAACCCCAAGGGAGGAGUGAAGCGAAUCAAUAACCCGUUGUUUCAAUUUCGCAUGCCGACUGACAAGCCCAUGCGAAGUGAAGGCGUGGGUACCGAAAAUACUUGGGCCGAUGACGCAGAACAGGAGGAGUAUAAAAAUUUCGGAAAUGCUAUAGGAACAAGUCGGUGGCCCGACGAGGACGAUCAAAAGCCGACAAGUGAAGGCUGGAGACAUGGUGUGGUCAAUAACCGUAAAGUGGCCGAUGCUUUCAAUUCGCACAUGGGGUAUAAUGACAAGAACCAUGGCGCAUCUGCGGAGAUGGUAUACCGUCUUCUUACGAUCCCAAUGGACUUCACUACUUUUGCUAGUACGAACCCUACGACUAAGGACCAAAAGGUGGAUGAAGAUCUGAACAUCGAAUAUAUACACAACAACAUUCACGGCUGGACUGGAGAUGCCGGCCAUAUGGGGAAUGUGCCUGUCGCCUCUUUUGAUCCAUUAUUCUGGUUGCACCACUGCAACAUUGACCGUAUUUUUGCUCUUUGGCAGGCUCUAAACCCCGAUAAGUUUCUCGACAAAAUUCCUCCUGAUAAUGCCAAGAUCACAGACUCGCAUGCUCAGGAGCAUGAUGUCAACAAGGACACGCCACUACAACCCUUCCGAAACGAUCCUCAAGGGAGGUAUUGGACUCCUGAUGGCGUUCGGCACACUGUUAAUUUGGGGUAUACAUAUCCUGAGCUCCAGCGAUGGGACUCUAAAUACUCCCAAGAAGAUAAAUCUUUCAAUGAGACUCUCUACGUGGAAGAUCUGACAGCUCAAAUCAACACACUAUAUGGUGUCUCCAGGUCACUGGUCUUGGAUCCAAAAGCGCCCGUUCCAGAGGGCGUAGAGCAGAUUGAUGGCGGUCUUAAAAUCACUGACUUUGGAUUCAGCAUCCGGUUCUUGAAGUAUGCAUUUGGUGGUCAGCCCUUCUGGAUCAAACUAUACCUUGCCCAGGAAGAAGGCAUGCAGACACCUCUCACAGACUUGAUUGCAGAAGUGUAUAACUUCAGUCAAAAACCAGAGUUAGAUGGCUCAACUGUCUGUGGCAAUUGCAAGGGUGGUCAGGCAAUCAAAAUCAAAUCUACUGCGUAUAUUCCCAUCACACCAGUUCUUUAUAAACUGCUGAAGACUGGUCGGAAGUUGAAGACACUCACUCGCGAUGAGGUACUAGCCUUCUUGAGGAAGCGUGCAUACUGGAGAGUGAUAAAGCACGGCAAGGAAUUACCACGCUAUGAUGUUGAAAAGCUCGACUUGGAGAUAAUCGGAAGUACCAACGACACGAAGUUCUUCGAAAACCCUGCUCUACCACCGGGAUUUGAUAAUUUCAAAGAGGAACCCACCAUCAGUGGUGGUGCUGAAGGCGCUCUUGAUCCGGAGCUAAAGCAGCCUGCCAUUCCAAUCCCGCCACCCCGACCCGUGCGACUCAAGGCCAAUCUUCCUCUUCACAGCAGCCUGGUAUUCCAAAAGCAGCUUAAGCCUGACAGCGUCAUUCUCCUGGAAUCCGAUUCUGUCGACCUGGAUAAGCCUGCAGUAGGCGUUGACAUGACCCAGAUUUCUAUCUCGGAUGAUGCCGGAAACACAGUUUUUCAUAUUUCAAUCCGACGGGGCCAAGGUCAGAUCAUAUUUAAUGCUAAGGUCAAGGGCUCUUGGGGAGAAGAAGAACGUAUCAAUUUGGAUCAUCGCUUCCGAGCAAGUGAAGAAGGAGCAACAAUUUUGAUACAUGACCAAGGAGAGGGCUAUGAGGUAUGGAUUGACUGGGUUCACGCUAUUUGGUUUGCCAAGAGAGUGAAAAAUGCCGUUCCCAAGACGAUAUCAUAUAGCCUCGGUGAUGAGAACGGAACUGCCGUACUUGCAGAUGAUAUCGAAGUGCGCACUUAUCCAUCUAUGAGGGCUCUAUUCCUUCAGAAGCAUGAGCACGAGGAAGAAAAGCGCAAUUAA
This is a messenger RNA of Penicillium manginii, 2556 nucleotides long. RefSeq lists its product as uncharacterized. The coding region runs from base 1 to 2556 and encodes 851 amino acids. Gene Ontology annotation, molecular function: oxidoreductase activity; carbohydrate binding. The record is from RefSeq and is a predicted model, not a curated record. Lineage: Eukaryota; Fungi; Ascomycota; Eurotiomycetes; Eurotiales; Aspergillaceae. The transcript has 9 exons.